UCCCCUCAGCCGGGCUGCGCGCGGCGGAGCAGCAAUUACACCAUGGAGGCCGUUCCACAGCCACUGCCCGGCGGGACUGCCGCCGCCGCCGCCUCCACUGCCACUGCUCCCCUGCCGCCGCAGCAGCCCCCGGCGCAGGAACGGAAGCUGGAGCAGGAGAAGCUGUCGGGGGUGGUGAAGAGCGUCCACCGGCGGCUGCGCAAGAAGUACCGGGAAGUGGGAGACUUUGAUAAGAUCUGGCGUGAGCACUGUGAGGAUGAGGAAACUCUGUGUGAAUAUGCUGUGGCAAUGAAAAACCUUGCAGAUAAUCACUGGGCAAAAACUUGUGAAGGAGAAGGCCGAAUUGAAUGGUGUUGCAGUGUAUGCAGAGAAUAUUUUCAGAAUGGUGGGAAAAGAAAAGCACUUGAGAAAGAUGAAAAAAGAGCACUUCUUGCUUCUAAGACCACUCCAGCUUCAAGUGUCCCCCAGGCUCCCAAGAUCGAAGACCCCUUGCCAGACUCUGGCUUGACAAAUCAUGAAGCUGUAACAGAAGAAUUGCUCCACUCCUUGGGGAAGAUCAGGUUACUUGAUGUUGGUAGCUGCUUUAAUCCAUUUCUGAAGUUUGAAGAAUUUCUGACAGUUGGUAUCGAUAUUGUUCCAGCUGUUGAGAGUGUAUACAAAUGUGACUUCUUAAAUCUUCAAAUUCAGCAACCACUCCAACUGGCACAAGAUGCUAUAGAUGCCUUUCUUAAGCAACUGAAAAACCCUAUUGAUUCUCUACCUGGAGAAUUAUUCCAUGUUGUUGUUUUCUCACUCCUCCUUUCUUACUUUCCGUCACCCUAUCAACGAUGGAUAUGCUGCAAGAAGGCACAUGAACUUCUCGUAUUAAAUGGCUUACUGCUUGUAAUAACUCCUGAUUCAUCUCAUCAGAAUCGCCGGGCUAUGAUGAUGAAAAGCUGGAAAAUUGCCAUAGAGUCCUUGGGUUUUAAACGCUUCAAGUAUUCCAAGUUUUCUCACAUGCACCUGAUGGCAUUUAGGAAGACUUCCCUGCAAACAACAAGUGACUUAGUUAGCAGGAACUACCCAGGAAUGUUGUAUAUUCCACAGGAUUUCAACAGUAUAGAGGAGGAGGAGUAUUCCAACACUUCCUGCUAUGUUCGAUCAGAUACAGAAGAUGAACAACUAGCUUACGGUUUUAUGGAGCUACCUGAUGCUCCUUAUGACUCAGACUCUGGAGAAAGCCAGUCGAGUUCAAUUCCUUUCUAUGAGCUAGAAGAUCCUAUAUUGCUUCUAAGUUAAUGUAGUUGUUGAAAGGCCCUUUCAGUCAAACUCUUGCUUAACUGAUUUUGCUAUACUAACAUGGGCUCAACACACAAAAAUGGUUUGCAUAAAGAAUGCAAAGGUUUACAGA
Messenger RNA from Neopsephotus bourkii (Bourke's parrot), 1390 nucleotides. RefSeq names its product base methyltransferase of 25S rRNA 2 homolog (gene BMT2). Gene Ontology annotation, biological process: negative regulation of TORC1 signaling. The transcript has 5 exons. The coding region runs from base 43 to 1278 and encodes 411 amino acids. Lineage: Eukaryota; Metazoa; Chordata; Aves; Psittaciformes; Psittacidae. The record is from RefSeq and is a predicted model, not a curated record.